CUUGUUCUCAUGGGUACACCCGGCACUCCACGAGAACAGAGCGCACCGAUAGUACGACGUUCGCGCUCGCGGGAAGAACAACUUUUCGCGUACUCGAAAUUGAAACGUGCUCGGCAACUCGAUUCAAAAAUUAGCACGCGCGCAGCGUGAUUCGAUCGCAUUGUUGCGCGCACUGUUUCUUCCAUCAAUCGAUCAUCGAUUUGAUUCGUCGGGUUGAAAAAACGACGAUGGCUCAUCCGAAAAAAUGGAGGAGUUGCAUGUCAGAAAACAUGCUGACGAUGCUUACAGUACUUGCUGUAGUGGCAGGAUCCAUUCUGGGAUUCAUCUUAAGGAACGUCAAAGAGGAAUCGUGGACAAAGCGCGAGAUCAUGUACAUUCAAUUUCCAGGAGACAUAUUCCUCCGGAUGUUAAAAGCACUUAUAUUACCAUUAAUCGUCGCUAGCAUCGUUAGCGCUAUUGGCGGUUUAGAUCUUAAUUUAUCUGGAAGGAUUGGUAUACGAUCAAUUUAUUAUUAUGCAUCAACGACGAUAUCUGCUGUGAUUCUCGGUAUAAUUUUGGUCUUGAUUAUUAGACCUGGAGAAUACAGUGCGAGUGGUAUGGUUGCAAACGAUAAUAUAAAGCCAACUAGAGAUAUUACAACCACAGAUACAAUAUUAGAUUUAAUCAGGAAUGUAUUUCCACCGAAUCUCGUACAAGCGUGUAUUGCUCAGUAUCGCACGAUACUAAUAGAGCCUGAAAAUAAAACAGGGGUGACUAUACAAGACUGGGAGAUAUCUCAUAAAUAUGGAGAUGGUACAAAUACUUUGGGCUUAGUUAUAUUCAGCAUUGUGUUUGGAAUAGCUCUUAGUAAAAUGGGUGAACAAGGGAAACCUCUCUUAUCUUUCUUUGACACUUUAUCUGAAGCAUCAAUGCUUAUUACUAGAUGGGUUAUAUGGACAUCUCCAAUUGGUGUGCUCUUUCUUGUUACCUCAAAGCUCUUAGAAAUUGAUGAUAUUGGUGCCAUUGCUGGACAAUUAAGUUUAUAUUUCAUUACAGUAUUAUUAGGUUUGUUUAUCCAUGGUCUAGGAACACUCUCUCUUAUAUUUUUCAUUUGCACUAAAAAGUUGCCAUUUAAAAUGAUGGGCAAGAUGACUCAAGUUUUAGCCACAGCAUUUGGUACCUCAUCGAGCACAGCCACACUUCCAGUAACGAUACAAUGUCUGGAUAAUAUGGGUGUCGAUCCGAGAAUUACGAGAUUUGUUGUUCCAAUUGGUGCUACUAUUAACAUGGAUGGAACUGCAUUAUACGAGGCAGUCGCUGCAAUUUUUAUAGCUCAAGUUAGAAGAGUUCCAUUGUCUCUUGGCAAUGUCAUUGGUGUUAGUAUAACGGCAACUGCUGCAAGUAUUGGAGCUGCUGGUAUUCCACAAGCUGGUCUUGUUACAAUGGUUAUGGUAUUGGAUACCGUAGGAUUACCUGCUGAAGAUGUAACACUUAUCAUUGCUGUAGAUUGGCUCCUGGAUCGUUUCCGAACAACGAUAAACGUUGUAUGCGAUGCACUUGGAGCUUAUGUAGUUGAACAUUUAAGUAAAAAAGAACUUGAAGCAAGCGCGAAUCUCCAGGAGGAAACAAUCGAACUCGCCAGAGUGAGGAAAACAGAAGCAUAAUUUUAUAGCUUUCUUGUUACAAAUUUUCCACGAUAUUAUACGAACACAAUUUUAUUGUGUUCAUGACAUUUUUUAUUUUACUUUAUAGUCAAUAAUUUGUACUAAUAUAUAUGUUGACUCUAAUUUUUAUUUAUAUGAUAAUCUAUAUAUAAUUAUGUAAUUUUAUUUAUAUGAUAAUCUAUAUAUAAUUAUGUAAUUACUAAGUAUUUUAAUUAACAGAAUGUUGUUAAAUACUUAAAAAAAAAAAAAAACUAUUACUGUUGCAUACUUAAAGAAAAAAAGUGAUUGAACAUUAAUGUACUUUAAAAGAGCUAAUCUUGACUUAUUUAUAUUCAUAAAUAUAUUAAAUACAUAGUUAUUGUUUUUUAUUUU
Frieseomelitta varia is the source of this 2015-nucleotide messenger RNA. RefSeq names its product excitatory amino acid transporter 1 (gene Eaat1). The record is from RefSeq and is a predicted model, not a curated record. The coding region runs from base 228 to 1643 and encodes 471 amino acids. Lineage: Eukaryota; Metazoa; Arthropoda; Insecta; Hymenoptera; Apidae. Gene Ontology annotation, molecular function: glutamate:sodium symporter activity; neutral L-amino acid transmembrane transporter activity; L-glutamate transmembrane transporter activity. Gene Ontology annotation, cellular component: plasma membrane. The transcript is spliced from 10 exons. Gene Ontology annotation, biological process: L-glutamate transmembrane transport.